This is a messenger RNA of Loxodonta africana (African savanna elephant), 1533 nucleotides long. It is a transcript of the gene C4H10orf67, whose product is annotated as chromosome 4 C10orf67 homolog. The transcript has 16 exons. The record is from RefSeq and is a predicted model, not a curated record. NCBI's taxonomy places the organism in Eukaryota, Metazoa, Chordata, Mammalia, Proboscidea, Elephantidae. The coding region runs from base 1 to 1533 and encodes 510 amino acids.
AUGUCUACGGAAAGGAACUAUCAGCAAUUUCAUCUUUUUUUUUUUCCUAGACUUAACAUUUCAGAUGAUUUAAAGAUUGGCUUUUUCACCACAGACCAUGCUACUCAAACAGAUCCCAGUGAAAUUUUGCCAAUGAAAGAGUUGACCUCGACUACACAAGGGCUAGUGAAGAUUGUUAAAGCCCUUCAAGUGGAUUUUGGGUUCCUCAGACAAUUGCUUCAAUUGCAGUUUGAGGAUCGACUUAAAGAGGAGGCUUUGAAUCUUUUCAAUGCUCUACAUGACAGGAUCACAUCGAUCGAGAAACACUAUCAACAGAAUGAGGAGCAGAUGAGAAAAUGCUUCAAUCAGCAGUUAGCUGAUGCCAUAGCUAUUACCAAAGGAAUGUACACGCAAUUCUUUGAGGUGGAAGAAGAGAAGACAUCUGUACAAGACUCCAAUACUGUCAAAAUGAAUGUUUUGUUAAGAAAACUGAAAGAGAAAGAUCAAAUUAUUAAGGAAUUAACCGAGGAACUAGAACAACAUGAAGAAAAUGACUUUUUAAAAUUUCUGCAUUUCAAGGAGUCCUUUACCAAAGAGGUCAGCCCUCCGAAAACAACCAUGGAAAGGGAAAAUUUGGAGUGGAAAGUGGAAAAUGAGAGACUGACUCAAAUCAUUACAGAACUUGAUGAAGAAAUACAACUCAAUCUAAAAGAAAAUGCAGUAUUAGAAGACGAAAUUUUCAUUCUGAAAGAGAUGGCAGAAAAGGAUCAUAAAACCAUUCAAAGGCUAAUUGAUGCAAGAGAGAAAUUAAAACUUGAGCUUGAAAAUGAAAAAUCACUAGUUCAAGAUAUGGUUACUAAACAGAAAGAAGAGAUGGAAACAAGAAGAAAGGUUGACACCAUAAACAUCAAGAGCCUGAGAGCAUCGAAGGGGAGAGAAACCUCUUUGUCCCCGUGGCCCACAAGACCCAGGGAGUCAUCCAGGGGUAUGAUACCUUCAAGACCACAAACGCCCUCUAUAAGCACAUCGCCUGCUAAGAUGAAAAAACCAAAGCCCUUAAAGAAGUCUUCCAAGGAAGAGCUACCUGUGAGUGAAGACAGAAAAACUUUGCAAGACCAAAUAGAAAUACUGAAGACUACUUUAGAGAAUGAAAAAAAGAAGGCAGAAAGGUUUAGGAAGGAAUCAGAGAGGAUAAACAAAAACUGGGAAAAGAAAUUCAUUGUUCUCAGGAACAGCUUUCAUGUCCUUAAGGAUGAGAUGUUUACUAGGCACACACUGUUUCGUCAGUUUGCAGUGCUUGCUGAUACAUCCUUCAAUUAUACUAGAGUAAAACCCUUAUUUGUACAGUCUAGUGUGAACCUAACAGAUGCUACGUCUUCCCGAAGUGACAUUAAUACAUAUUCAAGAGGCAGCAAGUUCAUAGACUUGGGCAGUGAUCAGAUAUCCUCUCAACAUUUAUCAAAAGGGAGAUCGUCAGGUCUCCUGGUAGAAGAGAGGUCCAACCGGAAGAUGCUCCAGAACACCCCUGUGGACAACGUGGACAUGGCUGAGUAG